AUGAAAGGAUGCUACAUACGUGGCAUUGUCGCCAUGCCGAUUGAGUAUGCCUACAGCCUUUUGGCUUAUCCAAUCCCCGGGGGUGAAGUCGGCUUAGGCAUCGGUUGUUCGGGAGCUGGGCCGAAUUGGGCGAAUCGGCUGGCUCGAGGGAUUCCGGUCUUCCUAUCUCCACGGCCUGACAGACUCGAUGUAGCCCGGUCGGAUGGGUGCUUUAGGUCAGGAGGCGAGCUCGGAAACGUGUCUCAACUGGCGGCCAAGCCCCCGAUACAAAUGGGCAUAUGGCAUGCGAGCCGACUCCAAAGCUCUCUCCAGCGGCUUUGA
Molecule: messenger RNA, 321 nt
Organism: Protopolystoma xenopodis
Lineage: Eukaryota; Metazoa; Platyhelminthes; Monogenea; Polystomatidea; Polystomatidae
Source: the annotation of a GenBank genome assembly